AUGGAGGUAUAUGUGGAUGAUAUGCUGGUCAAAAGCUUAACGCCCGAGGAUCACAUAACCAACCUAUCAAUUGUCUUCGCUAUCAUAUUACGCAACGGUAUGCGGCUUAACCUGCAGAAAUGCAUUUUCGGGGUCAAAGUUGGGAAGUUCCUCGGGUACAUCAUUAGCCAUAGGGGAAUUGAGGUGAACCCAGAGAAGGUGCAGGCUAUAUUAGACAUGAUAUCCCCAACCUACAGGAACGAGGUCCAAUCCCUUACAGGUCAGGUAGCCGCUCUGUCAAGAUUCAUCUCAAGACUAACGGACAAGUGCACUCAUUUCUUCAAGCUGCUAAAAACCCAGCACGUCGAGGUAAUAGCUUGGACCGCUGGGCAUGAAGCUGCUUUUCUCGGCCUAAAGGCAUACUUGGCAGAGGUACCUUUACUUUACAAACUUGUUCCAGGAGAAAUGCUUUACAUGUAUCUGGCGACAUCUUCUACAGCUGUCAGCUCUGCUCUGAUCAGGAGGGAUUCUGAUUGCUGUACCCGGUGUACUACACUGCAAAAGGUUAUACUGGUGCGGAAUCCAGUACGAAGCACUCAUAGCAGGCCUACAGAUCACUCGAGAACUAGUCGUCCAACACCUUCAUAUCUUCAGCGAUUCCCAGUUGGUUGUGAACCAGGUCAGUGGGCAAAAAAUGACAAAGCAGAUGCCCUUGCAAAGAUUGCGGCUACUUCCCCAAGUCCAGCUUACGGGGCUACCAAGGUUGAAAUACUAGAAAAGUCGAGCACCUCUAAAACAGUGUCAGAAAUAUUCACGGUGGACCACACUGCCUCUUGGAUGGAUUCAAUAUUAAAGUAUAUGGUCGACAGUCUGACCCCGGAUAAUAAGGUUGAAGCCAGGAGACUCCAAUUAAGGUCAGCUCGAUACAUGAUCAUGAACGAAAAAUUGUACAGAAGAGGUCAUUGCUUUCCUAGCCUCAAGUGUGUGACACCAGAGGACGGCCACAAAAUAAUGAAGGACAUACACGCUGGUGUAUGCGGUAACCAUGUAGGGGCCCGGUCUCUUGCACACAAGACCCUGAGGGCAGGAUACUUCUGGCCAACCAUGUCGGCCCUAGCUCAAACAAUAUCGAGUUCGUGCCACAAGUGCCAAAUAUAUGCAAACAUCCCAAGGGCACCGCCCAUUGCUCUCUCCAUACUCCUUGCACCUUGGCCAUUCUGCCAAUGGGGCCUGAACCUGAUUGGUAAGCUUCCCACAGCAGUGGGACAAUUCAAGUACGCCAUCGUAGCCGUUGACUACCAAACAAAGUGGGUAGAAGUAGAACCUCUUGUAGCUAUAACCACGGAGAAAGUGAAAAACUUCUUGUGGAAAAACAUUUACUACAGGUUUGGAGUCCCGAACACCAUAGUCACAGACAAUGGCACCCAGUUGACAAUGAUGAGCUUAGGGCUUACACCGAGAAUCUGGGCACUAGAAUCCUCUAUGCGUCCCCGGCUCACCCCCAGACCAAUGGUCAGUUGA
This is a messenger RNA of Rosa chinensis, 1500 nucleotides long. RefSeq lists its product as uncharacterized. Gene Ontology annotation, molecular function: nucleic acid binding. NCBI's taxonomy places the organism in Eukaryota, Viridiplantae, Streptophyta, Magnoliopsida, Rosales, Rosaceae. Gene Ontology annotation, biological process: DNA integration. The record is from RefSeq and is a predicted model, not a curated record. The transcript is spliced from 3 exons. Bases 1 to 1500 code for a protein of 499 amino acids.